This is a messenger RNA of Ascoidea rubescens DSM 1968, 2085 nucleotides long. RefSeq lists its product as uncharacterized. The transcript has 2 exons. Lineage: Eukaryota; Fungi; Ascomycota; Saccharomycetes; Ascoideales; Ascoideaceae. The coding region runs from base 1 to 2085 and encodes 694 amino acids. The record is from RefSeq and is a predicted model, not a curated record.
AUGAUUAUUAUUGUAUUUUUUGUGCGAUAUUGUUAUGUUUAUUACCGAUUGCGAGAUAAUUAUAAGUAUUACAAUACUUAUAAUACUUAUACUAAUAAUACUAAUAAUAACAAUAAUAGUAUAAGAAAUAAAAAAGGUAGACUUGAGAAGAUUAAACAGGAAAAAAUAGAAGAAUUGAUAAAUGAGCUAAAUGAAAUACAGAAAAAAGAGAGACAGGUUUUGGAACAAAAACGAGAAAAAGAGGAUAAAAUUAAGAAGAUUGAUGAAAUUGAUAAUUUAAUUGGGGACAAGAUCAAGAAGGCCAAUAUUGAUAUUGAUAAGUUGAGGAUAAAUGAGUUGAACAAAAUUAAAGAAUUAAACGAGGAUAAAAAAAGGCAAAUUACAAAAAUGAAGGAAGAAGAAUACAAAGCAAUUUUUGAAGAGAUAAAUUUGGAAUUAAAAGUUAAGAUUAAUGAUAUCAGCAAGAAGCUAGAGUAUUUGAAGGGGUCUAUUGAGGAAGAAAAAGAAAGAAUUUGGGUGAAAUACGGGGAUAAACCCAAAGGGGCCAGAAGCAGAGGGAAUGAUAGCGAUAAUGGCAAUGAUAGCGACAAUAGUAAUGACAACAAUGGAAGUGGAAUUUUGAUUGAAAUUGGAAGAGAAAUCAGCUACUUUGAUGAACUUAAUAGGAAAAUAAAUGAAAACAUCAUUUGGAAGAUCGGAUACAACCAAAUCAAGAACAAAGAACAAAGAAAGCUAGACAACUACAGAAAGCACUCCUUUUCUGAUAUGGACUAUCAAGCUCUAAAGUUCCAGCUCUCUGAUUUGAAGAGCCAGUUGACUUCGAAGGAAAACCAGAUCCUCAAACUACAGUACCAAAACAAAAACUUGCUCUCUCACUACACCUCCUUCAAAAAACUAUACAUAAGCAACUUGGUUGCCAUCAAAGCAGAUCUCUCCAAUAUCAAAUCUCUUUUUUUCCCCAGCAACGACACUCAAUCUGAUAUCAGCUCUUUUAACUCCAACAAAAAUUUUGUUCAGAAUCUUAUAUCCAUUUUCAAUAAAGACUACGACUCGAACCUAUCCAAGACUAUCAAAAACAAAAUGGAAUUAUCCACCAUUAUAGCCCAAAAACAGAAGAUCAUCAACGACAAAAAUGAUCUAAUUGAUUCUCAAAAGGAUGAAAUCAGUCAACUAAAAUCGAUAAUAAUCAACUUGAAAGAAAGACAAAAAGAAAAGGAAAAGGAAAAGGAAAAGGACUCUCUUUCUCUCAAUAGCCCUCCAACAAAGCCAAGCUCAAUAAAAUCAAACAAUCUUGAAAAGACUCCUUCCAGUCAUAACAACUCCAUCGCAACUUCUCUCUCAAACUCCUCUUCUUCAAAAACAAUCAAGAAAAAGAGACCUUCUUCUAUAAUCUCAUCCCAUUCUAUAAACUUACCUUCUCCAAAGUCUUUUUCUUCUUCAAAAUACAAUCAACAAAUUUAUCAUCAAAUUUCCGUCCCCAUCCCUCUUCAAUCCAUAGAUCUCAGCAUCCAAAGAUCAAUAUCUCCUUCUUCCUUUAAUUGUAUCCAUAUAGAUUCAGAUAAUAGCCAUAUUGAAAAACUUGAAAGAAAACUGAGCAAAGAUUCAAACCUUUCAGCUAACUCUGAAAAAUAUCCUGAUUCCACUUCUUCGUUUUCCUCAAACUCUUCCUCUGAUGAAAAUAACAAAAGCAAUCAUCAUUUCAAUAAUAAUAACAAUAAUAAUAACAGCAAUAACAGCAAUAAAAACAAUAACAACAACAACCACUACACUCACAUCAACUUGUCAAAUGAUCUCAAUAAACCUGAGUUGUUCAAUUUUAAUACUAAAAGUAUUAAAAACUCUUCCUUCUCUUCUGCGUCUUCCUCUUCCUCUCCUCCUCAAAAUUCUCUAAAAUCUUUUAAAUCUCAUAACCAGUCUAGUCCUGCUAGAACUAUAACUGACCUGGACUUAAAUAUAAAUUAUUCAGGUUCUCUUAACUUUACAACUAAUUUCAACGAUAAUAACGAUACUAAAUCUACCAUAUCAAAAUUAUUUAGUCUACAUAACAAUCAAAAUAAAUUAUCAAGAAAAAAAAGAGUCUACUAA